Molecule: messenger RNA, 3735 nt
Organism: Synchiropus splendidus (mandarinfish)
Lineage: Eukaryota; Metazoa; Chordata; Actinopteri; Syngnathiformes; Callionymidae
Gene: sirt3
Product: sirtuin 3
Exons: 8
Coding region: 160-1191 (343 amino acids)
Molecular function (GO): NAD+ binding; histone deacetylase activity, NAD-dependent
Source: RefSeq, a predicted model, not a curated record
CGACAGCAGACCGCGUUAGCGUCUUACAGAAAAUUUGAUGUACAUAUGUUUUGAAAACUUGGAUACGGAUCGUUUUACUAACAAUGUUGUCUUGUUGUUAACCUCUGAAUAAGAAUAGGAAGAACUGUGAAUGCCCUCAGUGACAUUGGCAGCGAUAGAAUGGCUUCCCUCUUGUCACCUGUCACAGUUGGUUUACAGCGCACUAUAUUUGCAGGUGCAGGAGCGUGCCGGACUGUUUCGAGAGGUCUGCGGGGAAAGUGUGUGUUUCCAACUGCUGUCUGUAGCAGAAAGUUUCAUCUUGCGCGGGCUUGUGGAUUCUUCUCACGCGGUGGUGCUGCUGGCAGUGAGCAGGAGACCCUGGCUUCCAUCGCUAAAAGACUUGGAGACCAUCAGUUCAAGAAGGUUGUGGUGAUGGCAGGGGCAGGGAUCAGCACUCCCAGCGGCAUCCCAGACUUUAGGUCCCCUGGCAGUGGUCUCUAUGACAACCUGCAGCAGUACAACCUGCCUUAUGCUGAGGCCAUAUUUGAAAUCAAUUUUUUCCACCACAACCCUGAACCAUUCUUUGCACUGGCCAAAGAGCUGUACCCAGGAAAUUAUCAGCCAAACCUCACACACUACUUUGUUCAACUGCUUCACAAGAAGGGCCUGCUUCUCAGAAUGUACACACAAAACAUUGACGGUCUGGAACGAUUGGCAGGGAUUCCUCCAGAGAUGCUAGUGGAAGCCCACGGAUCGUUUUCGACUGCGACCUGCACUGUGUGUCGGAGGAAAUACGAGGGAGCUGACUUGCGACCAGAUGUGAUGAGUGGAACAGUCCCAAAGUGUCCGACCUGUAAGGGAGUCGUGAAGCCGGAUAUUGUCUUUUUUGGAGAAGAGCUUCCAGUCCAUUUCUUCAAGUACCUGACAGACUUUCCACAGGCAGAUCUCCUCAUCAUCAUGGGUACGUCACUUGAGGUGGAGCCCUUUGCCAGUCUAGCCUGGGCAGUUCGCAGCUCAGUUCCUCGACUGCUCAUCAACAGAGACUUGGUGGGUCCUUUCGCAGCUGCUCGCAGAAGACCUCAUGAUGUCGUGCAACAGGGUGAUGUAGUCAGUGGGGUGCAGACGUUUGUGGAUGAGCUUGGAUGGGCACAGGACUUGGAGGAGUUGAUGAAGAAUGCUGCUAAGAUAGCCACUACGAAGGCAGAAGAAUGAAGCCGGAGCCUAGCUUAAGGUUCUCCUCAGGCCCAGUGACAUAUGUUCUGUUAAAGAGAUAAUAUGCGAGGGAUGGACUCUUCCCGAUGCUGCCAACAAAAGCUGAGUUUUCAAUGCAAGAAAAAGAAGAAAAAAUACCAUUUGCAAUCCAGACCUUCUCAGUUAUCCUACUCAGAUUUACUUUAUCCUCAUUUAAAUAACAACUUGAACAGACCCUGAACCAAAUGUGGAGUCUUGCAUCACGAUCCUGUUGUCAUAAACAACUUUGUAAUAGUAAUAUUUUAUUUUGUAACCCUGAACUGUAAAACAGGUCAUUACAACAGCAACGGGAGUCACAAUCAUGAGGUGACUCAAGGGUGAAUUAAAUGCAAAACGGUAAAUUGGCCAGCAGAUGGCGCCAAAUCACCUGGUUGCCUUUUGACCGAGACAGGCGUGUCAAGUCCAGGUACGGCGUCUUACGCGCUUUAUGGGGUCCUUCCGGCCGGAGUCACCCCGACAAUAAACAGUUGACAAGUACUUGACAGUAGCUGAAUCCAUGAAUCCUCUAAUCCGUGAACGUUUUCUGUCUGACAGUCAUUCAGAAACAUGAAGCAGGUACUAUCUUGCAGAUGCAGUCUGCUACCUUUUAAAAAUCCCGGGGCAAUGGAUGACUCACCGGGCGAGACAGCCUCAAUGCAAAAAUCUGUCUCGGUCUUUGUCUCAUGUUUUAUCAGUGAGUGGUUAAAAAAAGUUACACAUUCAAAACAUCUCAUCACUUAUAAUUUAACUCAAACAAAAGCUGAUAGUACUUAAACAUUCUUACACUGUCGUGUUACUCUGACUUUAUGCUAUUAAGAGUGUUUGGAAUUGUAAAAUCUCCAGCUAUAAAUUAAUAUUACAUGUAACACGUCCAAACUUGGGCAAUGCUCACAUUCAAAUAGCAGGUAGACACUGAAGUGCUAUCGUUAUUUUAAUAAAUAUAUAAUAAUAAAAAUAGUAGUCUGAACAAUGGGUCCGUACUUAUAAUAUUAUAAUAAAUUAAGUUAUUUUGUCAAAAUCACUAAAGUGAAGAUAAAAAUGUUGUUGAGAGUGGUGAACAUUAAACAUAAAACUUGUGUGUCUUGUCCAGAAAUAAGGUCUGUGGGUUCAUGAGAGGGUACUCUACUCUACACCUCUCACCGAUUCAACAAAAAAUGUUCCCCAACUCCCGUGACCAACCUGUCAAUCAGCCAGCAACUGCAUAUGCGGAGCCUAGACAAGAAUCACUGGUUCAUAUAUGUACGCCCUGAGGCGGAAAUAGGUCAAUGAUGUGUCACUUUUAUGAACGGAACAACUUCUUGGAUAUAGAAUAUUUUUCCUGAUCCUUGAAAAGUACGAACCCAUUCUUCAGACUAUAAUUAAACAUAUUUAUUUAGUGAUUUUUCUAAUGUCUUCACGGUAUGUUGGCGAGUGUUUACCGAUGUUUUGUCCUUUCAUUCAUUCAAUGGCUGCUGGUGAAAAACACAUUCAGGCAAACCCCAUUAGGCCAUCAGACAAGUGCCCCUCAGCCUCCAGAUUGUAGUGUGCUGAUUGGGUGGAUUUCUGGGCCAUGUGACCCACUCAACAGUAGCGGUCAGGACUAAAACAAAAUUCCUUUUUAGGCAUGUGGCCAGCUGCAGGACGGAAUCCAAAUUGGAAAGAGAAGUGGCAUUUCUGAGAAGCCUACUGUCACUUCAUUUCCCUUGGAGUCGACAAGUCAUACAGACCUUCCAAAAAAUGUGAGCCAGGCUCUGUGACUCGUCAUCAGUUCCAAUAAUUCAACUUUUUUUUUUUUUUUUUUUUUUUUUUGACGGUUGACUCUUACAAAUGAUCAGCGCUUUCAUAGUUGUAGUGUGUUAUGGGACUUUUACUGAUGAGCCCGCAGAACUUACAGAGGCCGCAUUUCUCUGAUUCUAUUUUUUUAAUUGUUAAUGUAAGAACGUGACAUAGUCAUAGACACAUCUCUAAAAUUAUAGUAUUCAUGGUACAUGAUUUCUGGUACGUCAACGUCACAUGACAAAUUCUUUUCGGUAAAUCCAUGAAACGUAACAAACAACAUAUUUAACAUAUUUAUUGAUCAUGACUUAAAGAAAUAUAAACGUUGCUUUUAAAUAGUAAACCAAUGCACCUUACGGCUUCAUGCAGGCACCAUGAGGAGUGGAGCACUCUGUGGUGUAAUAUCAAAAACCUCGACCAACAAUGUGUUGCCGCUCAUUAAAACAUGUAUUCGACUAAUGAUGGCCAAAUGUAGUAUGUAAUCAGGACUAAAACAAAAUUCCUUUUUAGGCAUGUGGCCAGCUGCAGGACGGAAUCCAAAUUGGAAAGAGAAGUGGCAUUUCUGAGAAGCCUACUGUCACUUCAUUUCCCUUGGAGUCGACAAGUCAUACAAACCUUCCAAAAAAUGUGAGCCAGGCUCUGUGACUCAUCAUCAGUUCCAAUAAUUCAACUUUUUUUUUUUUGACGGUUGACUCUUACAAAUGAUCAGCGCUUUCAUAGUUUUCAUCAUUUUUUUUUUUUUUUUUUUUUUUUUUUAAUAAAAUGCAUUGU